GACCAACGGGAUCCAGCGCGCGUCCAUCGAGCCCCAAGGUGGACGUCGGCUGGAGUGGUAGAGCCACAGGGAUGGCAUCUCCAGGCCUGCUGCUGGGUGUGUUGUGCACAGUGCUACUCAUUCUGCUGCCUGGGAGUGUAGCCUUCCAGUCCCACCAGCGCCUCAAGGGCCGCUUCCAGCGGGACCGCAGGAACAUUCGCCCCAACAUCAUCCUAGUGCUCACAGAUGACCAGGACGUGGAGCUGGGGUCCAUGCAGGUGAUGAACAAGACGCGGCGCAUCAUGGAGCAGGGCGGGGCACACUUCAUCAAUGCCUUCGUCACCACACCUAUGUGCUGCCCCUCACGCUCGUCUAUCCUCACCGGCAAGUACGUUCACAACCACAACACCUACACCAACAACGAGAACUGCUCCUCGCCCUCCUGGCAGGCACAGCACGAGAGCCGCACCUUUGCUGUGUACCUUAACAGCACGGGCUACCGUACAGCUUUCUUCGGGAAGUACCUCAAUGAAUACAAUGGCUCCUAUGUGCCACCCGGCUGGAAGGAGUGGGUGGGGCUCCUCAAGAACUCCCGCUUCUACAACUACACAUUGUGCCGCAAUGGGGUGAAGGAGAAGCACGGAUCCGACUACUCCAAGGACUAUCUGACAGAUCUUAUCACCAACAACAGCAUCAGCUUUUUCCGCACAUCCAAGAAGAUGUACCCGCACAGACCGGUGCUCAUGGUCAUCAGCCACGCUGCCCCCCACGGACCCGAGGACUCAGCCCCCCAGUACUCAGGAUUCUUUCCUAAUGCUUCCCAGCACAUCACCCCCAGCUACAACUAUGCCCCCAACCCUGACAAGCACUGGAUCAUGCGCUACACGGGGCCCAUGAAGCCCAUCCACAUGCAGUUCACCAACAUGCUGCAGCGCAAGCGCCUGCAGACGCUCCUGUCAGUGGACGACUCCAUGGAGACGAUCUAUAACAUGCUUGUGGAGACAGGUGAACUGGACAACACUUACAUCGUCUACACUGCAGACCACGGCUAUCAUAUCGGCCAGUUUGGCCUAGUGAAGGGCAAGUCCAUGCCCUACGAGUUUGACAUCAGGGUCCCCUUCUAUGUGCGGGGCCCCAACGUGGAGGCCGGAUCACUGAACCCCCACAUUGUACUCAAUAUUGACCUGGCCCCCACCAUCCUGGACAUUGCGGGCCUGGACAUCCCCUCGGACAUGGAUGGGAAGUCCGUCCUCAAGCUGCUGGACACAGAGCGGCCAGUGAAUCGGUUUCACUUGAAGAAGAAGAUGCGGAUCUGGCGAGAUUCCUUCCUGGUGGAGCGGGGCAAGCUGCUUCACAAGAGGGUUGGGGACAAGGGAGAGACCCAGGAGGAGAAUUUCCUGCCCAAGUACCAGCGUGUGAAGGACCUUUGCCAGCGUGCUGAGUUCCAGACAGCCUGCGAGCAGCUGGGCCAGAAGUGGCAGUGUGUAGAGGACGAAGCCGGGAGACUCAAGCUGCACAAGUGCAAGGGUACAGUGCGCCCUGGGUCCAGGGCACUCUCCAACCUGGUGCCCAGGACUUUUGGGCCAGGCAGUGAGACCUGUGUCUGCGACAACAGUGACUACACACUUGGCCUGGCCGGACGCCGGAAAAAGUUCUUCAAGAAGAAGUACAAGACCAGCUACGUUCGCAGCCGCGCCAUCCGUUCUGUGGUCAGCAUGGGGCUCCCUAAAGGCCUGGAGGGCACAUUCUUGCCCCGAAACCUCAGCAAGCGGCACUGGCCAGGGACCCCUGAGGACCAGGACAAGGACGGUGGGGACUUCAGUGGCACAGGCGGCCUCCCAGAAUACUCAGCCCCUAACCCCAUUAAAGUGACACAUCGGUGCUACAUCCUGGAGAAUGACACAGUGCAGUGUGACCUGGACCUGUACAAGUCCCUGCAGGCGUGGAAGGACCACAAGCUGCACAUUGACCAUGAGAUUGAAACUCUGCAGAGCAAGAUUAAGAACCUCAGGGAAGUCCGAGGCCACCUGAAGAAGAAGCGACCGGAAGAAUGUGAUUGCCAUAAACUCAGUUACCACAGCCAGCACAAGGGCCGCCUGAAGCACAAAGGCUCCAGCCUGCAUCCUUUCAGGAAGGGGCUGCAGGAAAAGGACAAAGUGUGGCUGCUGCGGGAGCAGAAGCGCAAGAAGAAGCUCCGCAAGCUGCUUAAGCGCCUGCAGAACAACGACACAUGCAGCAUGCCUGGCCUCACGUGCUUCACCCACGACAACCAGCACUGGCAGUCGGCGCCGCUCUGGACUCUGGGGCCCUUCUGCGCCUGCACCAGCGCCAACAAUAACACGUACUGGUGCCUGCGGACCAUCAACGAGACCCAUAACUUCCUCUUCUGUGAGUUUGCAACCGGCUUCCUGGAGUACUUCGACCUCAACACAGACCCCUACCAGCUGAUGAAUGCGGUGAGCACACUGGACAGAAACAUCCUCAACCAAUUGCAUGUGCAGCUCAUGGAGCUGAGAAGUUGCAAAGGCUACAAGCAAUGCAAUCCUCGUACACGCAACAUGGACCUGGGACUGAAAGAUGGAGGAAGCUAUGAGCAAUACAGGCAGUUUCAGCGUCGGAAGUGGCCAGAAAUGAAGAGACCCUCCAAAUCACUGGGCCAAUUAUGGGAAGGCUGGGAAGGUUAAGCCUAAGAUGGACCUGCAAAGGCAGGCACUGUCUGACCACACGGUGGAGGGAAAACUAUGGAUGAUUUCAAGCAGAUCGAUGCUGGUAGCCAAGCAGCCUGAGAAAAGCUGCUUUCAGUCAACAUGGCAGAUGCUGGAAGAGAACCAUCAGGAGUACUAAGACCUCCAGAAGUCCAUUUUUGUUCCUGCUUUUGCUUUGGAUUAUACCUCACCAGCUGCACAAAAUGCAUUUCAUAUCAAAGUCACCACUAACCCUCUAGAGACUCACAGGGAAAGCAACUGAGAUUGUCUUAGAAAUUUCCCCCAAGGUGAGAGUCACUGGAUUUUUUUUUUUUAAGUAUCUUCAGGGAAAAGCAGCCCUGUUUUAAAUCUGCUUGUUCUUUUGGUUCAUCACAAAGAAGGAAUCAGGACAGCAGCUGGCAGAUGCUGGAAACUGCACAGGGGGUGACAAUGAGUCGGUAAGCACAAAAGCAGUGACAUUAUCAAGCACUGUAACCCUGAUGGCCUCAAAAGAAACUGACUUCGCUGUAAAUACCUGGUGAUUUCCAUGUACCCAGCAUGGGUAUCUGUAGGGAAAUCCAACUAAUGAGAAAGCCAGAGCUGAAGAGUGUUGGUGUCAAUAAAAGCUCCGGCCCCAUAUCAAAGCAA
Messenger RNA from Suncus etruscus (white-toothed pygmy shrew), 3311 nucleotides. RefSeq names its product sulfatase 2 (gene SULF2). Gene Ontology annotation, cellular component: endoplasmic reticulum; cell surface; plasma membrane. Bases 72 to 2663 code for a protein of 863 amino acids. NCBI's taxonomy places the organism in Eukaryota, Metazoa, Chordata, Mammalia, Eulipotyphla, Soricidae. The record is from RefSeq and is a predicted model, not a curated record. The transcript is spliced from 21 exons. Gene Ontology annotation, molecular function: N-acetylglucosamine-6-sulfatase activity; calcium ion binding; glycosaminoglycan binding.